Molecule: messenger RNA, 3189 nt
Organism: Candida tropicalis MYA-3404
Lineage: Eukaryota; Fungi; Ascomycota; Pichiomycetes; Serinales; Debaryomycetaceae
Exons: 1
Coding region: 1-3189 (1062 amino acids)
Source: RefSeq, a predicted model, not a curated record
AUGUGGUCAAGAAGAAAUACUAAAAGUACUCGUGGUACUGCUUACACCGGGGUGAACAGAUCAUCUGCCACUUCAGCAAAUCAACAACCAAAUUCUGGUGCCUUGGCUGCAGCGCUUACUAUUGGUAAUGCUAUGAAACAACAAAAUUCGUCCGCAGUUAACAAACAACAGCAAUCAAAUAUCCCUCGCUCAAUUUCUUUCCAAUAUAAAUCUACCCCUUCUUCUUCUUCUUCUAAAACUAAAUCCAAGACAACAUACCAUCAACAACCUCAACCACCACAUCAUCAACAACAACAAUCUCAUUCCAAUUCACUUAGUUCUACCGGUAGUCUUUUGAAACGAGGAUCGAGAUCUAGUAUACAAACCAAUCAUCAACAGCAAUUACAUGCACCAAGAACUUUUUCAACAAGUUCUCGUGGUUCAUCCAAUUCUUCAAGACAUAAUAGUCCAUUAACUUCAUCCGAUUCUGUACCUCAUCAACAUCAUACUCAAGUUUAUGAUAUUGACGACAGUUUUAACGAUUCUUAUUUGGAUGAAAUAACUGAAGAAACUACUCAAACUUAUUUAAGAAAUAAAGCAAAUAUGAAGGAUUUACAAUUACCAAAGCAAACAAGAACUCAAACUGCUACUUAUAAAACUCCAUCUAAAACUGUGAAAUCACCAGUGGUGUCACCUGUAUCAGCACAUCUGCAACAUUCAAUCAAUGCUCCAGUUAAAAUGGUCAAGAAAUAUGUUCCUAGUCCCACCGGGAUUAAGAUUAUUGAGGUUCCUGAAACUCAAUUUCAAAAAGAAGUUGCCAGAAGUAAUUCUAUGAGAUCAAGUUCUCUUAUGUCAAGGUCAGGUUCUAUGAGAAAUAUGUCUUUGAACAAAAGAAACAAUAUCCCUAGAUCUUCUUCGUUAUCUGGUGUUUCAAGACAAUUGAACCAAAAAUCACCACAACCUAAAACAAAACCAACUACUCGUUCAGCCAGUACACCAUUGAAGUCAAUGAAUGAAGACGUUGCAUUGGAAGAAUCGUUGGGUCAUUCUGACGAAUUACAUGAACAAGAAUUGAAAUAUCUUGCAUUAGAAAAAGAAAUCGAAGAAGAAAAGAAACUAGCUGCACAAAUUGAAUUGAAGAAGCAAGAAUAUGAAAGAUUGAAAAAAGCAAGAUUAGAAAAUGAACAAAAAUUGAAAGAUUUGGAAGAUGAGGUUGAUCAUAAUAACUCGAUAACUACUGAAUCAACUGUGAUACACCAUCCUGUUUCAGAAGAAUGUCACGGUAUAGUUGAAGAACAAGAAGAAUCCGAAGAAGACGUUCCAAUAACAAGAGUUCCACCUGCUGUUGAUGAAUUAGAAAAGAAGCAUAUUCAAGCAGUUCAAGUAACUGAUGCUCUUGAUGAUGAAGUAAGUUCUAAUUAUAGUGAAGCAGAACAACAAUUACCAAAGAGUGAACAUUCCCCACUGGAUGUUGUUGAAGAUUAUACAACUGAAAAAGUUCCAAUAGUGGAAAGUGCCGAACAAACUGUUGAUAAUGACGUUUCCCCAGAAAGUGCCAACAAUGAUUCAAUAAUUGUUGCGGUCCCAGUACAUGAAGAACAAGAACAUAAACAUGAACCAAUUCCCAAACCAAUUUUAUCAACCUUUGAUGAGGAUACUACUGCCGAGGAUCUCACUCUUCAAGAAGAUGAAGCACCACAAGAACAACAACAUUUGGAUACAUUAAGCCCAGCACCUGAUGGUUAUACCUCUGUUUCUGAUGAUGAAAGAGAUUUAAAUACAUUAGAUCCUGGCCUUGCUUCAGAAAUUGGUGUGAUCAACCAAUACCAUAACUUGAAUUCUUCAGAAUUAUUACAUAAUGAAAGUGUUAGCUUUGAGGAUGCUCAUGUUGAUGAUGAUGGGAUUGAAGAAAUCGAAGAUUCUGAUUCGGAAGACGAAGAACAGGGAAAGAGUAAUUUGGCCAAAGAAUUGAGACCUAAAUUUGAAACCACCCCUGAAAUUAUUGAACCAACUGAGGUUGUUCCAGAAAGUAAGGAAGAAGAAGAAAUAAGCAAACCUGAAAGUGAAGAUACUUUAUUACCACCAAUUGCAUCAAAUGCAUCUAGUUCCAAGUCAUCUGUCUCAUCUGUUGAAUCAGCACCAAAGAGACCAAUUAAGUCAGCCAUGAAGAGUACUUCAUCAUUCUCUACUCCAGCUCAAGGAUCACAACAACCACCUAUUAAUAGUGCACUUGCCAAGAGUAAUGCUGCUCAACAAGCUUAUUUGUCAUUGACUACCGCUGAAAACACCAGAUUGAAUUCCAAAUUGUCUAAUCCUAACAUUACUCCUAAUCCUGAUUUUGCUUUGUCUGGUAAUGGUCCAGCCAAUGGUGCAUAUCCCCAAUUUGCUAGUCCACAAUAUAUUGCCAACAACAACAACAACAACAAUAAUAAUGCACCAAAUAGACGUUUAUCACAACAAACAUUAAGAAAACCACAACAAGGACAAAGAGGGGGACUUCAAGGAUCUCAACGUCCAUUCUCUACUCAACAGCUUCCAACUAGUAUGAGUAGUCGAUCAUUAAGACCAAAUUCAUAUGUUCAACCAAUCCAACCACAUCCAGCUUUACAACCAGGUUAUCAAUCACCAUCCAAGAUGAAAGCCGCUGCUUUAUAUGCUAAAGCGCAAGCAAGACCGGUAUCUCAAUUUAAACCAGUUGCAAAUAGAUCAUCUUCAUACUCAAAAGACGAACAUAUUCAACAUCAAAACCAAAAGUUACAACAACCACACUUACAAGUUCAACCACCACCUGCUAAUGGCACUUUGAGGGAUCAUGAUGUUCCACCGCGUAGUCCUAAUAGAGCUGAACCAAAGAGAACUACUCUAAGAUCAGCAUCGACACCUGUUCCUUCUCAACAUCAACAACAACAACAACAACAACAGCAACAACGAGUUUAUCAAGAGAGUACUACUACUAAUGGAGCUACCAAUGGUUCUACACAAAAUUCUGCUCCAUUUAAAUCAAGACUUAAUGAUUCAGAUGAUGAUCUUACUGGAGGAUUUGGAGCUGGUGUUUCUAGAUCUAAUUUCAAAUCAAGAUUUAAUGAUUCUGAUGAAGAUAUUUCAAGUGUUCCUGUUACUUCAUUAAGAGCUCAACAAGAAGCAGCAUCACCAAAGAAGGAAAAGAAAUUUAAGAAAUUAAGAAAAUUAUUUGGUGGAUCGAAAGAUUAA